Plasmodium coatneyi is the source of this 3357-nucleotide messenger RNA. RefSeq names its product SICA-like antigen. The transcript has 5 exons. NCBI's taxonomy places the organism in Eukaryota, Apicomplexa, Aconoidasida, Haemosporida, Plasmodiidae. Bases 1 to 3357 code for a protein of 1118 amino acids. The record is from RefSeq and is a predicted model, not a curated record.
AUGGGAGAAAUAGGAAAAUGGAUUACUGAAGUGUUCGGGGAAAUGACAAAGGAUGAUAAGGAGGAUAUAGCUGAACCGGCAUGUGCAGAUACUACAGUAGAAGGAAAGAAGUUAGCAGGGGAAGAUGUAAAAGUGUGCAUAUUUAUUUUAAAAAAUUUAUUAAAAAUAAAAGAUAUUAAGGGAAAUCAGUGUAAUAUAGAAGAUGCCGAUAAAGAAAUGAAAGAAUACGUAUACUGCACAAUAAUAAAUUUGUGGUCCACCAUGUAUCGAAUGCAACAUUGCAAUAAGGAGAAUGUUGUAUAUGAGGCAUAUAAAUUAAUGAAGAUUAUGAUCGCACCAUUUGGUGGGGAAUCUCAAUGUGAAGGAUGUAAGUAUGGACAAUUAGAACCUAUGAGAGUAUUAGGGAAAGCCGAUAUAUUACAGCAUAUUAAUCAAACUAUGAAUGCGGAUGCAAAAAUUAUGAAAUUAAUAAAUAAAGAACCCAAACCGAAAAAACCAUGUCCAAGAACAACAGGAAAGGAUCAAUCACAUCAAGCAGAAGGAGCGGGGGGCAAAAUGACCGCACAGCAGUUUUAUUUCCUAAGUAGUUUAUUAACAAAGUGGAUAAUAGAAAAGGGUAUGAACAAUGUAAAUCAAUUUGGGAUAGGAAUCUGGGCAGGUUUGGGGAAAAUGUUUGAUAACCUUAUGGGAACACUUGGACCGGGUGAAGAGAAGGAGAUAGCAACUUCCUGUGCUACGGGGAUGAAGGAAAAUGGGGAAAAAAUAACACCAUGGGGAAAUACAGAAAAGGAGUUAUGCAAGGCUAUGAUCAAAGUGAUGUUAUACACUAAUGGAUUAACACAAAAAUUAGCAGUAAGAGAUAAAGUUGCAGGUGAAGAUGAGGUAACUACAUAUCUAAGGUGUUUAGUUGGCACCAUUACAUUAAUAGAAUUAUAUGGGCAGCACUGCCUCUUUGGAAAGGUACUUCCACAUGUAUCACGAGUGGUCAAACAGAGCGUGCAGGACAAUAAAUUAAGUAUGACAGAGAAUAUGUGCUAUAACCUAAAUCUAGAAGAGGCAAAAGUGGGGGGGAAAUUAAUUGGUGCAACAAUAAAGAAGUGGGUGCAGAAUGAAAUAAAGAAGGGAAAUAGUGCGAACGGGAAGAAUAGGGUGCUGAAGUAUGAUAUGGUUAUGAGCAGGAGUAAUAUUUGUACCGAAAGCGCAGGGACUAAAGGUGGUAAAGGACCAGGAGCUGGAGUGACCAGCACAGCAGGAAUAGAAGAAUUGCAGGAAGUAAUGGUAAAAGGCGACACUGUAUCAAGAGAAGAUGCAGACAGUAUAAUAGAGGAAGUGAGUAAUAGAGGAUUAACGGAGGGGGAAGAAGCAAUAAAAAAGGCGUUAAAAAAUGAACUGGAAAAAAUAAUACAGGACACAAUACAAAAACAAAAAUCCCUCACCACCCUAUCCAUAGACCAAAAAACUUGCUCAAUCAGUGGAUUGGAUAACCAGGAGCAAGAAAAUUGGGAUGAGCUGUUUACGCAAUUUUCUAAUGUUCCAAGUGAUGCUGAUAAGAAUGGAAUUUAUUAUAAGUGGGUAGGGAUGAAGAGUGUAUGUGAGGUGAAGGUAGGAACGAACAAAAUCUGGAACCAACAGGAGAGAGAGUUCUGCGAAGUCCUAGUAAGGAAUUUAAUAAUUGCAAAUGAACAUAAGUAUAAAUGUGAGGAACAGAGUACACAGUUAGUAGAAGGAAAAAAGAAAACGUGUGUAGGGAAAUGUGAUCUCCUGACUAUAUGGCUGACCUAUGUAAAAGGUCUUUGUGUUAGUGAGGAAUUAAUUAAAUAUGCCUAUGAAGCUAUGGAGCAGUUAGAGACUAACUGGAAUGGUAAAGAUUCUAAUGAUCUCUGUAAAUAUGGAGAAACUAGUAAUCUUUAUAGGGAUAACAAUGAUAUUUUGAACAUAAUUAUUGAGAAAAUGAAGUGUGAAGCAGAAAAGGGAAGAAUGAAAGGAAUACACAAUAGUAAUUGGUGCACAGAAAAAUAUAGGAAGUAUAAAGUGAACGUACCUGAUGGUGUGGCUCGCACUGGCAGCAGCAGGCAGGAACCUAAGAAAGGGAAACAAUUAGUAGAUAAAUUGAAGGACAUUGAAAAUAGAGCUAAUGGCCAAUUGGACGAAGUAAAAAAUACGGUAGAAUCACACCUAAGUUCAUCCUCCUCCAGUGGUGGAAGUAGAGCACCGAAACCAGAAGAACCACCUGCCAAAGUUCCUGAAGUAACAAAGGCAGCAGAAACCAAUACUCACGAAACUGGAACAGGGAAUCCUAGGGCAGAUGUUACAGGUCCCACUAUUAAUACUGCAGAUGCUGGUAAAACGGACAAAGCACCUGCACCCGCAGCUGUUGCUCCUGCUAAAGAAGAGAAGGAAGUUCACGCUGCUUCUGAACAAAAUGGUCAGGCAGGAGGUACGAAUCCUAACAGUGCCCCAGCAAAUCCUUUAUCUCCUAGUGUCCCAGGAACUCCCCCCGAUGGUGGUGGUCUAAGUGGUCAGGCUAAACCAGGUGCUAGUUCUAUACCUGGUCCCCAGGGUGCUGCAGAUGGUAGUCCAGGAACAAAUUCAAUAAGACAGGGACCUAGAGAGGGACCUGGUCCAGGACAGCAACCCCCUCCUCCUCCACCACCUCAGCAUCAGGAGAAUGUAGAACCAAAACAGGGUGGGAACAAACCACAAGGUCCAGCACCACCAGGCAAACCUCAAGGACCACCACAACAAGCGGCAUCAUCCGUACCUCAAGCAACACCAGCUGUUCAUUCAGGAAAAAGUUCAAUAGCACCACGUGCAAUUAAGCCGCAGGAAGUAGGGAAUAUAAGGAAGGAAAAGAUGGUCGACCCUUCCGACUUCCUUACCCCAUACCUUCCUACCAUUCCUGUGUUCCUUGGUAUUUCUGCUAUGACCUACUUAUUCUGGAAGUACUUUGCCCUACCUGGUAAAAGAAGAAAACGUUACGGAAGAGCUCAUCAAGUACGUGGUCCUCCUCCUUUAGAAGAACAACUUCCUGAUCAUGUGGACGACCAGGAUGGUCCACAUGAAUAUACGUUAGUAAAGAAACGCAGACAACCAAGAUCUGUUCCAACAAGAAGGAAGGAAAAAGUUGGUAAACAUGUUGGUCGUCGUGGUGUUGGUCGCCGCCGCAUGAUAAUUGAUAUUCAUUUAGAAGUGUUAGACGAAUAUCAAAGGGAAGAUCUGCAUUCGACGAAGGAGGACUUUCUUAAAAUAAUUGUGCAGGAAUUUAUGGGAUGUGAGUUUAUAGAGGAGGAAAAUGUUCCUAAGGAACAGGCUCCAAGUUCAGAUUCCGGGUUUCGGGAAGGAAGACUUUGUUCCUAA